Messenger RNA from Monascus purpureus, 1646 nucleotides. NCBI's taxonomy places the organism in Eukaryota, Fungi, Ascomycota, Eurotiomycetes, Eurotiales, Aspergillaceae. The record is from the annotation of a GenBank genome assembly.
ACUUCAUAAUUCUCAUUUCAAUAUGAGAGGAGAGCUAUAUACAAUUAAUAUUAUCCGCCAGUAUUUGUACAAUCAGGCAGAUGGCGUGUUGAUGGGCUUGUCCACCGGCAUAUCCACGUGACGGUAUCUAUGCCAAGACCGAUCCAACUUUUUUUUUGGCGUCAACUUGUUGAUUUGCUUGAGUUGCCCUGAAGAGAAUUACCUGCACACCUGACUCUGUUCUACGGUCAAUAUGCCUCAGAACGAGUACAUCGAACGCUGGCAGAAGCAGCACGGCAAGCGCCUCGACCAUGACGAGCGUGUUCGCAAACGUGAAGCCCGCGAGGCUCACCAGCAAUCCCGCGACGCCCAGAACCUGCGCGGUCUAAGAGCCAAACUCUACCAGCAGAAGCGCCAUGCCGAGAAGAUCCAGAUGAAGAAGCGCAUCCGCGCACAGGAAGAGAAGAACGUCAAGUCCUCCGCACCCGAUGAACCCUCCAAGACGCCCCUGCCCAACUAUCUGCUCGACCGUUCGCAGGCGACGAAUGCCAAGGCCCUCUCCAGUGCGAUCAAGGACAAGCGCGCUGAGAAGGCGGCCAAGUUUUCCGUCCCCUUGCCCAAGGUGAAGGGUAUCAGUGAGGAGGAGAUGUUCAAGGUUAUCAAUACGGGAAAGAAAACUUCGAAGAAGUCGUGGAAGCGGAUGAUUACCAAACCGACUUUUGUUGGGAACGACUUCACUCGUCGGCCUGUCAAGUACGAGCGGUUUAUUCGGCCUAUGGGUUUGCGGUACAAGAAGGCGAAUGUUACACACCCCGAACUCGGUGUUACUGUUCAGUUACCUAUUUUAUCCGUCAAGAAGAACCCGCAGAACCCAAUGUACACACAACUCGGUGUCCUGACAAAGGGAACUAUUAUAGAGGUCAACGUGUCUGAGUUGGGACUCGUCACUACCAGCGGAAAGGUCGUCUGGGGUAAAUUGGCUCAGGUCUCGAACAAUCCCGAGAAUGAUGGUUGCGUCAAUGCUGUUCUUCUGGUUUAAACAGCCCUCGAUACCAUUUUAUGCGAUAGAUUUCUAUUUGUUCUAUGUCUGCAAGUGUCUUUGUAUUUACAGCUCUAUUACGGCGGCGUUGAGGAGUGAAAUGUUGAUCAGGAAAAGCACAGUUUUCUGUUUAGAUUAUAACAGGAUCAGCUACAAAUACAACACAUCUGGGCCUGUUAAUUACUCUGGUAUCAUGGCUUCACGGAGAAUAGGGCACCUAAUCAAGCACCCUGGAAAUCCACCAUACCCGGACCAAGUCAAUACAGUGAACCUUAUACCUAGGUACAGCAUCCUAGGCAUCAGCUAUCCAAUAACAAACUGCAAACAUGCACCAGGUAAGCUACCCCAUUGUCUCAGAGGACAAAGGAACCUGUUAGCCAUGAGGACUGGUGAAUGCCCGAAACUGUUUUUCCAAAGAGGAUAUUCUCACCUGUGGAUACGGUUAUAGUAAGGCAGUAUCAGGAUGAGGUAUCUCUCUUCCUUUCAUCCAUUGGAAAUGGGCAUGGUUGUGUGUUGGUCUAUAUGUUUAUUCUAUUCAAUUUUAUAUGUAUGUAGACUGUUUGCUAUGGCUUCCAAGGUGCAUAUCAGAACUCAUCCAAAUGGCCUCAACAGCCUACCAACAUAUCCU